AUGGACCCUGCUGCUCGCGCCCCAGCCCCGGCCCUGGCCCCGGCCUCAGCCCCAGCCCUAGCACAAGGCCCCCUGGCGCUCCCUGGCCUGGGAAACCCAUCGCCCCUUCUCUCCUCUAGACAAGAAGUAGACAGAAGUGAACGAGGAGCUUGUCUUUGGAGACCCUGGCUCUACUCUACAAAUGACCUCCCAAGGCAGGUGAGGAAACCUGUGGAUUUGGCUGCCGGUGGGGCAACAGGUGCCGAGGUCACCAAGGUUGACUCUGAGUUCCAUCACCCUGUCAGGCUCUUCUGGCCUAAAUCCCGUUCCUUUGACUACCUGUACAGCGAUGGGGAGAUUUUACUGCAGAACUUCCCUGUCCAGGCAACCAUCAACCUCUAUGAGGACUCAGCCAGCGAGGAAGAGGAGGACAAAGAAGAGGAGGAGGAAGCAGAUGAAAAAGGGUCAGAAGGGUGUGUGAAGGCGCCAGGGCCAGCGCCGCACAGGGCCUCAGCUCCCUCUCCCUCCCUGCUCCUGACCUGUCCCAAGUGAGCCAGUCAGAGUCUAAUUGGGGUCCGGUAUGCCUGGCAAGGCUUCAGGGCAUCGAUUAGCCAGGAAUCUCCAGG
Orcinus orca (killer whale) is the source of this 605-nucleotide messenger RNA. RefSeq names its product ripply transcriptional repressor 1 (gene RIPPLY1). The transcript has 4 exons. Gene Ontology annotation, biological process: negative regulation of transcription by RNA polymerase II; embryonic pattern specification. The coding region runs from base 1 to 531 and encodes 176 amino acids. NCBI's taxonomy places the organism in Eukaryota, Metazoa, Chordata, Mammalia, Artiodactyla, Delphinidae. Gene Ontology annotation, cellular component: nucleus. The record is from RefSeq and is a predicted model, not a curated record.